Molecule: messenger RNA, 1209 nt
Organism: Racocetra fulgida
Lineage: Eukaryota; Fungi; Glomeromycota; Glomeromycetes; Diversisporales; Gigasporaceae
Source: the annotation of a GenBank genome assembly
AUGCAGGGGCAGUCCAACGAAUUAGAGUCUAAUGAAUUAGAGUCCAACAAGAUAGAGACUAGCGAAUUAGAGUCUAACAAGAUAAAGACCAGCGAAUUAGAGUCUAACGAAUUUGAAGACCAACAAGCUAGAAACCAACGAAUUAGAGACCAACAAAAUAGAAACCAUUUAUUAGAAACCAACAAAUUAACCAACGAAUUAGAGUCUAACAAGAUAGAGACCAGCAAAUUAGAGACCAACAAAUUAGAGACCAACAAGAUAGUGACCAGCAAAUUAGAAACCAAUGAAUUAAAGACCAACAAGCUAGAAACUAACGAAUUAGAGUCUAACAAAAUAGAGACCAACAAAUUAGAAACCAACAAAAUAGAAACCAAUGAAUUAGAGACCAACAAGAUAGAGACCAGCGAAUUAGAGACCAACGAAUUAAAGACUAACAAGCUAGAGACCAACAAACUAGAAACCAAUGAAUUAGUGAUCAGCAAAAUAGAGACCAGUGAAUUAGAGACCAACAAAUUAGAGACCAACAAAUUAGAGACCAACAAAUUAGAAGCCAACGAAUUAGAGACUAUUGAAUUAGAGUCUAAUGAAUUAGAGUCCAAUGAAUUAGAGUCCAACAAGAUAGAGACCAAACAACAAAUUAAAACCAACAAAUUAGAUACUAAUGAAUUAGAGUCCAACAAGCUAGAAAUUAAUAAAUUAGAAACUAACAAGCUAGAAGUCAACGAAUUAGAGACCAAUGAAUUAGAGACCAACAAGCUAGAAACUAACGAAUUAGAAACCAAUAAAUUAGAGACCAACAAGCUAAAAACUAACGAAUUAGAGACCAACAAAAUAGAGACUAUCAAAUUAGAAACCAACAAAUUAGAGACCAACAAAUUAGAGACCAAUGAAUUAAAGACCAACAAAUUAAAGUCCAACGAAUUAGAGUCCAACAAGAUAAAGACCAGCGAAUUAGAGUCUAACGAAUUAGAGUCCAACGAAUUAGAGUCCAACGAAUUAGAGUUCAACAAAAUAGAAACUAACAAAUUAGAGACCAGCAAAUUAGAGACUAACAAGCUUGAAACCAAUGAAUUAGAAACUAAUGAAUUAGAGACUAACAAAUUAGAGAUCAAUAAAUUAGAGACCAACGAGAUAAAGGCCAACAAAUUAGAAACCAAUGAAUUAGAGACCAACAAACUAGAGAACAACAAAUUAAAACCAACAAAUUAG